This is a messenger RNA of Exserohilum turcica Et28A, 711 nucleotides long. RefSeq lists its product as uncharacterized. The transcript has 2 exons. Bases 146 to 484 code for a protein of 112 amino acids. Gene Ontology annotation, biological process: cristae formation. Lineage: Eukaryota; Fungi; Ascomycota; Dothideomycetes; Pleosporales; Pleosporaceae. Gene Ontology annotation, cellular component: MICOS complex; mitochondrial crista junction. The record is from RefSeq and is a predicted model, not a curated record.
GCCGCAUAUAGGGACAUCCAUUGAUUCUGAAGAGCAUCCUGCGAAGAACCCAUAGCCCGGAGCUGCACAGGCAUUGGCAUCCAGCGCAUUCGAAUUAGAGACUCCCUGCAUCUUGCGCCCGCGAAUCAAUUGCAUCAGCUUAGCCAUGGGCUUCACCACCGGCUUCCUUGGAGGCGUCACCCUCACCUCUGCGGUCCUCUAUCUCACAAUAUCGCUGCACACGCAAAACCGCGCCACACAAGCCGCCCUGCUACGGCAACAACGCCAGGUCCUCGCCGACUUCUACGAGCCCAAGAAGCCGGAGCCGGAGCCAACAAGCCGGGAAGCGCCUGUAGGACUGGCCGAGAUGGCAAAGGAUCGCUGGAACCGGAGUCUCGAGGAAGGAGUCAAGAAGGUGUAUAGCACAGACUGGAGGAGGGUGCGCGAGAACGCCGAGGAUAGAGCGAGCGUCAUUCUGCAGAGAAUCCGGGAGAGCACCAAAUGAAGGGCCGAGUAAAUGAGUAAAUGGGCAGCCGAGGGUAGACUGGGCGCAUACUCAAUCGAGGCGUGCGGCGGCGAUAUCCCGAGUGCAAGUGUACAAAUACGGCGGUGACUUUGUGAUGAUGAGCAAGUAUAGACUUAUUAGGUGAAAGACCAGAGCAUCUUAUUCACCACCGCAUGAGGGUAGGCUGUGCAUACGAUUUCUUUGUCGCUCCAAUAUCACUUCUCAAU